This is a messenger RNA of Bursaphelenchus okinawaensis, 528 nucleotides long. The record is from the annotation of a GenBank genome assembly. Lineage: Eukaryota; Metazoa; Nematoda; Chromadorea; Rhabditida; Aphelenchoididae.
AUGAGAAGCUUGAAGACAAACCACGUGCAGGAAGCUCCUAAGCACGUUCCGAAGCCUGAAUUGCACGAAAAGAAGCUUAUGGUGACUGUCUGGUGGUGUAGCUCUGGAGUGAUCCAGUACGAUUUCAUGAAACCUGGCCAAAGUAUUACGGCCGACACCUACCGUGCCCAGAUUGACAAACUGCGACACAAUCUUCCAACAAUGGUCAGAAGGAGGGGUCCGAUCAUCCUGCAGGAUAACGCACGGCCCCAUGCUGCAAAGAAGACCGUAGCAAAAUUCAGGGAACUGGGAUACGAAGUCUUGGAGCACCCUCCUUAUUCUCCAGACUUGGCUCCAACUGACUUUCACCUUUUUAAACACUUGUCUUCGUUUCUUAAUGGAAGAAUCUUCAAAACUCCAGACGAUGCCAAGAAUGCCUUCAAGAACUUCAUCAACUCCAGAAACCCGGAAUUCUACAAUCGUGGAAUAAAAAAGCUUGUAAAUCGUUGGCAAGACUGUAUUGAUUCAGACGGUAAUUACUUUGAUUGA